GUGGGGAAUGAGCCUCAGGAGUGAUCAAGCAUCGUAGCAGAAAAAAAAAGGAGACCAAGAUGGGGAACUGCUGUCAGAGCGCAUCCAACUUCUUUGGGCCUCAGAAGAACACCAACGUCCGCGUCAGCCUGCCGGCCGUCUGCUUCGUCUGGCAGAUUGCUAUGAUUGUGCUGUUUGGGGUCUUCAUCCGCUACGACAAGGAGGCAGAUGCUCACUGGGUAGAGUUGAAAAAGGAAGAGAACCUCACGGACCUCCAGAACGAGUUCUACUUCAGAUAUCCAAGCUUCCAGGAUGUCCACGUCAUGAUCUUUGUUGGCUUUGGUUUCCUCAUGACCUUCCUGAAACGUUACAGUUUCAGCGCCGUGGGCUUUAACUUCCUGAUCGCAGCCUUUGGGCUGCAGUGGGCUCUCCUCAUGCAGGGCUGGUUCCACCACCUCGACCAUUCCACUGGAAAAAUCUACAUAGGGAUUGAAGGUUUGAUAAAUGCGGAUUUCUGCUGCGCCGGCUCUCUGAUCGCCUACGGAGCCAUCCUGGGUAAAGUCAGCCCUGUGCAGCUGAUGAUCGUCACCUUGUUUGGAGUCACUCUGUUUGCCGUGGAGGAAUUUAUCAUCCUGGACCUUCUUCAUUGCAGAGAUGCUGGUGGCUCCAUGGUCAUUCACUGCUUCGGAGGUUACUAUGGUUUGGCCAUCUCCUGGGUGCUUUACCGACCAAAUCUACACAGAAGUAAACGACUCAAUGGAUCGGUUUACCACUCUGAUGUAUUUGCAAUGAUUGGCACGUUGUUCCUGUGGAUGUUCUGGCCCAGUUUCAACUCCGCCAUCACAAACCACGGCGAAGGGCAGCACAGGACCGCAAUUAACACUUACAUCGCCUUGGCGUCCUCCGUCCUCACGACGGUGGCCAUCUCCAGCAUGUCGAAGAAGGGAGGAAAACUGGACAUGGUACACAUCCAGAACGCCACUCUGGCAGGUGGUGUUGCCAUGGGAACUGCAGCAGAGUUUAUGAUCACCCCCUACGGUUCACUCAUUGUGGGAUUUUGCAUGGGCAUCAUCUCUACUUUUGGCUAUUUGUUCAUCACGCCCUUCUUAGAGACGCGCCUUAAGCUGCAAGAUACGUGCGGUAUCCACAACCUGCACGCAGUACCGGGGAUGCUCGGGGGCUUCAUAGGAGCCAUCGUCGCAGCAACAGCAAGUGAAUCAGUCUACAGCAAACAGGGGCUGAUCAGCACAUUUGACUUUACUGGAAAGUAUGAAAACAGAUCUCCAGGAACACAGGGAGGCUACCAGGCUGCAGGAGUGUGUGUGGCCAUGGCCUUCGGGCUCGUUGGAGGAGCUAUUGUUGGUUUCAUCCUGAAGUUCCCAAUCUGGGGUGAUGCUGGUGAUGACUACUGCUUUGAUGAUGAGGCCUACUGGGAGCUUCCUGAAGAGGAGGAGACUCUUCCUCCUGUCUUGGAGUACAACAACCACAUGACCCAUCAAAAGCACCAGGAUGUAAACGAGUCCAGCUUCUCUGUGGAAGAAAGCUAGAGCUGCACUGGGAAGACCAAACCCACUUCAGCUGUGAAGCAAAGCUAAUUUAUGAAGGAACUCCAGCUCUACGAGAACGAAUUCUGUCAAUCUGUGCCAUCAUAUUUAACGCUAAUAUAUUAGAGGCUUGAAUUUAAAGUCACAAAACAUAAAAAUAAAUGAUCAAACCAUGUAAAAUGAGGAAAUAUAAAUAUACGUUUUUAUCUAAAUGCUGUUUCUUUGUCCACAUCUGUGAGAUUUGAUCUUUUGAAUUCAUACAAGAACCAGAUUUUACCUCUUUAAUUAUUUUCAUCAUUAAAAAAUGUGUUUUUAAAUCACUAAAAAAGUCCAGAAUCCAUGGAAAUUUUAGAAAUGUGAUUUUCUGGAAUGACACAAGAAUAAUGGCUUGUACAUAUGUGUGUAUGUUUUUGUGUAUUUGUAGUUUAAUGUGUUAAUUAGUGCUCUCAGUUGAAGCUCUGAGUAAUACAACUUCCUACUAUUUUGUCGCUGCAGCGUUGAAUGUUACUUUCUUGCACUUCAGAAGGGAUAUCAAGCACUAAAUGUCUUUUUGUAGUAAAUAUAUCACACAUAUUAGAGUCUUUAUCAUAAGAUGUGCAGCCUUCGAGCAAAGACUACAUAAAAAAACUAUUUUAAUGGCUGAAAUGUCGUUUUAAGUACCUCAGAGUUUUAUAAACAAAACAAUAGCAGGCAAUCUGCUGCAUGUCAGACACAUUUUUGAACAGUUACUGCUCUUUCUCUGAGCAGUGCAUGUAUUGGACUGUGUGUGAUGUGCAGGUUAUAUAGACGUCUUUAUUAAUGAAAGGCAUAUUCCAGUCACAUGUAAGCUGAAUAAUAAAAAACAAAAUUCACAAUAAA
Messenger RNA from Oryzias melastigma (Indian medaka), 2381 nucleotides. It is a transcript of the gene rhcga, whose product is annotated as Rh family, C glycoprotein a. The record is from RefSeq and is a predicted model, not a curated record. The coding region runs from base 60 to 1526 and encodes 488 amino acids. Gene Ontology annotation, cellular component: plasma membrane. NCBI's taxonomy places the organism in Eukaryota, Metazoa, Chordata, Actinopteri, Beloniformes, Adrianichthyidae. The transcript has 11 exons. Gene Ontology annotation, biological process: ammonium homeostasis; ammonium transmembrane transport. Gene Ontology annotation, molecular function: ammonium channel activity.